Molecule: messenger RNA, 381 nt
Organism: Schistosoma mattheei
Lineage: Eukaryota; Metazoa; Platyhelminthes; Trematoda; Strigeidida; Schistosomatidae
Source: the annotation of a GenBank genome assembly
AGACAUUGUAUCAGUUAGUGCUUCGUAUCAUCAGUCCUCGUUUUUUCUCUCUCAGAAUGAUUCAAUUCCAUUCAUUAAAAAAGUAGAACAUACUGUAAACUGUAAUGUGACAAUGAUAUUGUGUAUAACUGUAUUAUUGAUGACAUGAUAAUUAUUGUCUUUAUUAGUCAAUAUUUACUUUGUAUAGAAACAAGUGAAAAUAUGUUUCAAUCUUUGAAAGUCGAUUUACCAAAUUAUAAAACACAAAUCAAUUUUCACAACAAUAUGAAUCGAUCAAAUGAUUCACAAUUGAACUUCAAGCGGAUAAACACAAUAUCUUCUAACACUACAAAUCAAUAUCAUCCUAGAGAAGAACACAAAUUACAUAAUAAUAAAUCGUAG